This is a messenger RNA of Loa loa (African eye worm), 3660 nucleotides long. RefSeq lists its product as hypothetical. Gene Ontology annotation, biological process: GPI anchor biosynthetic process; calcium ion transmembrane transport. Gene Ontology annotation, cellular component: glycosylphosphatidylinositol-N-acetylglucosaminyltransferase (GPI-GnT) complex; membrane. The coding region runs from base 1 to 3636 and encodes 1211 amino acids. Gene Ontology annotation, molecular function: protein binding; calcium channel activity. The transcript has 24 exons. The record is from RefSeq and is a predicted model, not a curated record. NCBI's taxonomy places the organism in Eukaryota, Metazoa, Nematoda, Chromadorea, Rhabditida, Onchocercidae.
AUGGGUUGGACAAUACUUCAUGAAGCUGCAUUAAAAGGAAAUGUUUCAUUGUUAAAAAUUUUGCAUAAAUUAGGAGCUAAUGCAAAUAUUGCUGAUAAGGAAGAUCGAACACCAUUGCAUAUUGCAGCAGCUGCUGGACAUACAAAUAUUGCACAUUUAUUAAUUGAGAAAUUUGAUGGAUCGGUACGUGCUCGUACACGUGAUGGUAGUACAUUGUUGCAUGUUGCCGCUUUAAGUGGACAUGCUUCUACUGCAUUAGCAUUCCUAAAACAUGGUGUACCACUUUGUAUGCCAAAUAAACGAGGUGCAUUAGGUUUACAUUGUGCAGCAGCUGCUGGUUUUACAGAUGUUGUUCAGCUAUUAAUUGCUCGAGGAACAAAUGUUGAUAUCAAAACUAGAGACAAUUAUACGGCUUUACAUGUUGCAGUACAAGCAGGUAAAGCAUCCGUUGUAGAAGCAUUAUUAGGAUAUGGCGCAGAUGUGCAUGUUCAUGGAGGUGCAAUUGGUGAAACAGCAUUGCAUAUUGCUGCAUCAUUAACUACAGAUGAUGCAAUCGAAUGUGCAAUAAUGUUAUUGAAAAGUGGGGCGCAAACAAACGUUACACGUAAUGAUGGUGAAACGCCAUUACAUAUUGCGGCACGGAAUCCGCUUUCCGGAAUGAUACGUUUACUACUAAAUGAAGGAGCUGAAUCAAAAAUUUGUUCUAACAGUGGUGAAAGUGUUUUGCAUGUAGCAGCAAAGAGUUGUAACAGUGAAGCAGUAGUACUUAUCUUAGAACAUCUUUCUCAACAAAUGUCACCUGAAGAAAUUAAAGAAUUUGUUAAUGCUCGAACUACUCAGGAUGGUCUAACAGCAGUACAUUAUGCUGCUCAGAUUACCUCAGAUCAAAUACAUUUCCCGGGUGAAGAUGCAAAAUUGAUCAAAACUCUUAUUGACUAUGACGGUCAACCGGAAUUACAAACAUAUAAGGAUCAAGAAACAGCAAUGCAUUUGGCCGCACGAUCAGGCAAUGAAGCUGCUCUACUUGCUAUUGUUGAUAAAAUUGGUGCUGGAGCGGUACAAAUUGUUCAAAAUAAGCAAACCAAGAAUGGUUGGUCACCGUUAAUGGAAGCAUGCGCUCUUGGACAUUUUGGUGUUGCUAAAAUUCUCUUAGAACAUCAUGCUCGAGUUGAUGUUUUCGAUGAGAAUGGUCGAACGGCGUUACAUUUAGCUGCUGCUAAUGGUCAUCUUAAGUUGACACAACUGUUAUUGACCAGUAAAGCAUUCAAUGAUUAUCCAGCUGUAGUAAAAUUAUUUUUAAAAAUGCGACAAAAUAAUCGUGCAGUGUUGACAGCAAUUGAUUUAAAUGGUUCUACAUGUGCGCAUAUAGCUGCAGUAAAAGGAUCAUAUGCAGUUGUAAAAGAAUUAAUGAUGAUUGAUAAAGCUAUGGUUAUUCAAGCAAAAACAAAAACAAUGGAAGCGACAGCAUUACAUAUGGCAGCAGCUGGUGGACAUGAUAAAAUUGUGAAAUUUUUACUCGAAAAUGGUGCUAAUGCUGAGAAUGAAAAUGCUCAUGGUAUGACUGCACUUCAUUUGGGUGCUAAAAAUGGUUUCGUUCCAAUUCUUAAUGUUUUUGAUCAUUCAUUGUGGAAAAAAUGUUCAAAAAAGACUGGUUUAAAUGCGCUUCAUAUAGCUGCAUAUUAUGGCAAUUCAGAUUUUGUAAUGGAAAUGUUAAAACAUGUACCAGCAAGUCUACGAUCUGAACCACCAAUUUAUAAUCAUUAUGUUGUUAAAGAAUUUGCAACAGAAUAUGGAUUUACACCCUUACAUUUGGCAGCACAAUCUGGACAUGAUUCAUUGGUACGAAUGUUAUUAAAUCAGGGAGUACAAGUGGACGCAACAUCAACUACCAUGAGUGUUAUACCACUUCAUUUAGCAGCUCAACAAGGUCAUAUCGCGGUAGUCGGGAUGCUUUUAUCGCGAUCAACCCAACAACAGCAUGCAAAAGAUUGGCGUGGACGAACACCAUUACAUUUAGCUGCAAUGAAUGGUCAUUAUGAAAUGGUUUCAUUACUUAUUGCUCAAGGAUCAAAUAUUAAUGUUAUGGAUCAGAAUGGAUGGACUGGAAUGCAUUAUGCUACACAAGCAGGACAUUUAAAUGUUAUCAAAUUAUUUGUAAAAAGUUCAGCUGAUGCACAAGCAGAAACAAAGGAAGGAAAAGUACCAUUAUGUUUUGCUGCUGCACACAAUCAUGUUGAUUGUUUACGUUUUUUAUUGAAGCAAAAUCAUGAUACGCAUGCAUUAAUGGAUGAUCGAAAAUUCAUUUUUGAUUUAAUGGUUUGUGGUAAAACGAAUGAUAAUGAACCAUUAAAAGAAUUCAUUUUACAAAGUCCAGCACCAAUUGAUACUGCUGUUAAGUUAUCAUCUUUAUAUCAUGAAAUGAGUGAAAAAGAAAAGGAACGUGCUAAAGAUCUACUAAAUGUCUCACAAUUUGCGGAAGAUAUGGCCGUUGAAUUGUUGGGUAUAACAGCAAGUGAAUAUAAUCCAGCAUUAUUAUUGAAAGCAAAAGAUAAUCGUGGACGACCACUUUUGGAUGUAUUAAUCGAAAAUGAACAGAAAGAAGUAGUUUCAUAUGCAUCAGUACAGCGUUAUCUUACGGAAGUUUGGACCGGACGUGUAGAAUGGUCAUUCGGUAAAACGGUUGCUUUUACAUUAAUGGUACUUAUCUGUCCACCUGCAUGGUUUUAUUUUUCGUUACCGCUUGAUACACGUAUUGGACGUGCUCCAAUCAUCAAAUUUGUUUGUCAUAUUGUGUCACAUAUCUAUUUUACAAUUUUACUUACAAUUGUGGUACUCAGUUUGACACAUAAAAUUUACGAAGUACGAAGUAUUAUGCCGAAUCCAGUUGAAUGGUUACUGCUUUUAUGGCUUUCUGGUAAUCUCGUUUCUGAAUUAUCGAAUGUCGGUGGUGGUGGUUCUGGUCUUGGAAUUGUUAAGCCAGCAUAUCAGCCAGCGGAUUCGGAUGAUGCGCAAUGGAUGCGUCUUUCAUCACCGGAGCAAACUCUUGAAAUGUUGUUCUUCUCGUUGUUUGGAUUAGUAGAACCGGAUACGAUGCCACCACUUCAUUUAGUUCCUGAUUUUGGCAAAAUUAUUUUAAAAAUGAUUUUUGGAAUCUAUUUAUUGGUUACUUUAAUUGUUUUAAUAAAUUUAUUGAUUGCAAUGAUGUCUGAUACAUAUCAACGGAUUCAAGCACAAUCAGAUAAGGAAUGGAAAUUCGGUCGUGCAAUUUUAAUCCGGCAGAUGAAUAAACGUGCCGCUACUCCGGCUCCAAUUAAUAUGUUAACAAAAUUGAUCGUUGUCCUUAAAGUUGCUUAUAGAAAUAAUUUAAAAUUAUGUACGCAAAAAGCUCAACAAGAUCUCAGGCAUGAAGAAAACAUUGAUGCAUUUUCAAUGAGUGGUGAUACAGGUCGUCUUAGUCCAGCAAUUUUAGCUGAUGAUGAUACUGGUGAAGUUCGUCGUGGCCAGAAUGAAGAAUUAGGAAAAAGUGAUGAUUGGAAUAUUGAAACAAUAAUUGAUUGGAAACGUGUAGUUGAUAUGUAUUAUCAAACAAAUGGUCAAGUAGAUGCGGAAGAUAUACAGGUAGAAAUGUCAUCAUGAAUGUGACAAACUGAAUGUGCUGCG